GGGGCAACCAAGCACCGGCACCCGAAGGAGCUAGUUGUGUAGCAAGCGGUUCUAUCUGGCUCAGCCAUGGACCGGAAGGUGGCCCGAGAAUUCCGUCACAAGGUGGAUUUUCUGAUUGAAAAUGAUGCAGAAAAGGACUAUCUCUACGAUGUGUUGCGGAUGUACCACCAAACCAUGGACGUGGCUGUGCUUGUGGGAGACCUGAAGCUGGUCAUCAACGAGCCCAGCCGCCUGCCCCUGUUUGAUGCCAUCCGGCCCCUGAUCCCGCUGAAGCACCAGGUGGAGUACGACCAGCUAACCCCCCGGCGCUCCAGGAAGCUGAAGGAGGUGCGUCUGGACCGGCUGCACCCCGAAGGCCUCGGCCUCAGCGUGCGUGGUGGCCUCGAGUUCGGCUGCGGGCUCUUCAUCUCCCACCUCAUCAAAGGUGGCCAGGCAGACAGCGUCGGGCUCCAGGUAGGGGAUGAGAUCGUCCGGAUCAAUGGGUAUUCCAUCGCCUCCUGCACCCAUGAGGAGGUCAUCAACCUCAUCCGCACCAAGAAGACUGUGUCCAUCAAAGUGAGACACAUCGGCCUGAUCCCUGUGAAGAGCUCUCCCGAUGAGCCCCUCAAAUGGCAGUAUGUGGAUCAGUUUGUGUCGGAAUCUGGGGGUGGGCAGACCAGCCUGGGCUCCCCCAGCAGUCAGGAAAACAAGGAGAAGAAGGUCUUCAUCAGCCUGGUGGGCUCCCGGGGCCUUGGCUGCAGCAUUUCCAGCGGCCCCAUCCAGAAACCUGGCAUCUUCAUCAGCCACGUGAAGCCUGGCUCCCUGUCUGCUGAGGUGGGGCUGGAGCCAGGGGACCAGAUUGUCGAAGUCAAUGGCAUCGACUUCUCCAACCUGGACCACAAGGAGGCCGUGAACGUGCUGAAGAGUAGCCGCAGCCUGACCAUCUCCAUCGUAGCCGGAGCUGGCCGGGAGCUGUUCAUGACAGACCGGGAGCGGCUGGAAGAGUUCCGGCAGCGCGAGCUGCAGCGACAGGAGCUUCUGAUGCAGAAGCGGCUGGCGAUGGAAUCCAACAAGAUCCUCCGGGAGCAGCAGGAGAUGGAGCGGCAAAGGAAAAAGGAAAUUGCCCAGAAGGCAGCAGAGGAAAAUGAGAGAUACCGGAAGGAGAUGGAACAGAUCGUGGAGGAGGAAGAGAAUUUUAAGAAGCAGUGGGAAGAAGACUGGGGCUCAAAGGAACAGCUCCUGUCGUCUAAAACCAUCACCACCGAGUUGCACCCAGUACCCCUUCGCAAGCCAAAGUAUGAUCUGGGAGUGGACCCCGAGUUUGACCCAGCAGAUGACCUGGACGGAGGCACGGCAAAGCAGGGAGAGCAGGAUUUCCGGAAAUACGAGGAAGGCUUUGACCCCUACUCCAUGUUCACCCCGGAGCAGAUCAUAGGAAAGGAUGUCCGGCUCCUGCGCAUUAAGAAGGAGGGAGCCUUAGACCUGGCCCUGGAAGGCGGUGUGGACUCCCCGAUCGGGAAGGUGGUCGUCUCGGCUGUUUACGAGGGCGGAGCCGCUGAGCGGCACGGUGGCAUUGUGAAAGGGGAUGAGGUCAUGGCCAUCAAUGGCAAGAUCGUGACGGACUACACCCUGGCUGAGGCUGAGGCUGCCCUGCAGAAGGCCUGGAAUCAGGGGGCAGCCGAGUCUGAGGUAUUAAGUUCAGUGCCGAGGACGCUGACCGGAUGGGCCUGGGACCCACAUGAAGGGAUGUGGAGAAGAGAAGACUCACGGGACUGGAUCGACCUUGUCGUUGCCGUCUGUCCCCCCAAGGAGUAUGACGAUGAGCUGACCUUCUUCUGAAGUUCAGAGGAGAAACCAAAACCACCCGGAGAAGCCAGUGAGCUCCGGACCCACCCUCCUGGACACCAUGCCUGGAGCCCGCUGAGCCACCGCAGCCUGCAGGCACCCUGGAAACCCACAGCCAGCACCCAGGGAUUGCAGACUCCCUCUGGCCCUGAAGUAGGGCUGCAUAGGAACACUUUGGGCCACCCCUCUGAAGGCCAGCAUGGAGGGAGGGAGCAGCUAGCCGUUCUGAAGAGGCCCCUGCGAUCUAGACUCUCCUGUCAUUCCUCUGGCUUUGUGAAUCCGGGAGACUUCUCCCUUGAGCUCUGCUAGGACCUAUCCCUCUCCAUCCCUCUCCUCUCUCUCCUGCUCUCAUUGCUGCUAAGAUUGAUGCCACAAUCUUACUCUGAACUCAUUAAUAAAAUAAACAGACUUCUUUUCCA
This is a messenger RNA of Orcinus orca (killer whale), 2243 nucleotides long. It is a transcript of the gene USH1C, whose product is annotated as USH1 protein network component harmonin. The transcript has 22 exons. Gene Ontology annotation, molecular function: protein binding. The record is from RefSeq and is a predicted model, not a curated record. Gene Ontology annotation, cellular component: stereocilium tip; photoreceptor inner segment; stereocilia ankle link complex. Bases 67 to 1818 code for a protein of 583 amino acids. Gene Ontology annotation, biological process: inner ear receptor cell stereocilium organization; inner ear morphogenesis; retinal cone cell development. Lineage: Eukaryota; Metazoa; Chordata; Mammalia; Artiodactyla; Delphinidae.